Molecule: messenger RNA, 1308 nt
Organism: Thecamonas trahens ATCC 50062
Lineage: Eukaryota; Apusomonadida; Apusomonadidae
Product: CMGC/MAPK protein kinase
Exons: 2
Coding region: 34-1170 (378 amino acids)
Biological process (GO): intracellular signal transduction; protein phosphorylation
Cellular component (GO): cytoplasm; nucleus
Molecular function (GO): MAP kinase activity; ATP binding
Source: RefSeq, a predicted model, not a curated record
UCUCUCCACUCCUGGGUGAGUCUGACACCCGACAUGGCGUCAGACAAGGUCGUGUUUGAGGUCUGUUCGAUUCAGUUUGAGGUCUCACCCCGGUACCAGCUGGAGCAUCUCAUCGGCACAGGGGCCUACGGCACUAUUUGCCGUGGCGUGGACACCGAGAACAAGGAUGGCGAGCAUGAGGAGAUUGCCGUGAAGAAAAUUCAGGACGUGUUUGCCAACAUGCUCGACGCGAAGCGUGCCCUGCGCGAGAUCCAGCUGCUCAAGUUCCUCAAGCAUAAGAACAACAACAUUGUGGAGAUUCUGGACGUGAUGCCGCUAGAUGAGGACUUUGACGAUCUGUACAUUGUGAUGUCGCUGAUGGAGACGGACAUGCGCAAAGUGAUCAAGUCGGACCAGGUUCUCUCUAACGAGCACUACCAGUACUUUCUGUACCAGCUCCUCCGCGCCAUUAAGUUUAUGCACUCUGCAGGCGUCAUUCACCGCGAUCUCAAGCCGGCCAACAUCCUUCUUGACUCGCGGUGCAAUCUCAAGGUGUGCGACUUUGGGCUCUCACGGCUGGAUACCUCGCACCACUCGUUUGCGCAGGACAACGGCGACUACACCGAGUACGUGUGCACGCGGUGGUACCGCGCGCCUGAGGUCAUCUUUGAGCGCGGCGCAUACACCAAGGCCGUCGACAUGUGGUCGGUCGGCUGCAUCUUUGCCGAGCUCAUCGGCCGCAAGGCCCUAUUCCCGGGCAAGGACCACGUCCACCAGCUCUCGCUCAUUUACCGCAUCAUCGGCACGCCCUCGAUGGACGAGAUCAUGAGCAUCACCAACGACAUGGCCCGCGAGCACAUGCUCUCCGAGCCGCGCUACGACCCGGUCCCGUUCUCCGAGAUCCUGCCCGGCCUCGACCCGCUCGCCGAGGACCUCCUCUCCAAGCUGCUCACCUCAAACCCGGCCGACCGCCUCACCGCCGAGGAGGCCCUCUCACAUCCGUACCUCGCCGCCCUCCACUCGGCCAUUGUCGAGCCGACUGCGCCGGCCGAGUUUGAGCUGCCCUAUGUUGAGGCCGACCUUACCGAGGACGACCUCCGCGCUCUCAUCUACAACGAGAUGCUGUACUUCCACCCCGAGAUCGGCGCCCACAACCGGGACAUGAAGUCGGCUGACGACGCCACAUGGUAGUGGCAAAGCUGCUUUGAUGCGCGAUGCGCGCGCGCUCGCUCUCGACCUUUCUCUUUCUCUUUCCCCUCCCCUCCAUACAGGCUUCUUCGCGUAGAAGCCUCUCCUGUGCGGCGACAGUAACAUUCCGCUACAAGCCUA